CAACAGUCUUUAAUGUUAAUACAAAGUGUAAACCAAUUUAUAUGAUUACAAAGGCAAUAAGAGACUAAAUAAUCAAUCAGUGGUAUAUUGAUCAAGAAAUUCUUUUUAUUCAAUGACGACUUUGCAAUUCAAGAUCAGUUUCUCGCUAAGCGAUUAACAUGAGCAGUAAUUUGAUUCCUGAUAUCACGUGACCACAUCUUUUACACAGGUGAAACACCUUGCAUACUUGUGAGCUUCUGUGGCAACUUAGGACGUUAACUCUUGUACAAAGUCAACAGUGAACAACUUGUGAAAUACACAUUUUCAGAUUCAUUGAUAACUCACUUGGUGAACUAUUGUCGAGUGCUGGUCCAUAUAAGGUGCAAAAUACAUUUUAACACAACAUUACCUUUGGUGCAACAACAUGACGGCUGUGCAUUCCUCCGUACAUCCAAAGUCAACUAAAUUACCAUGGGGUACUAUUAUAAAACCGGUGUUUGGAUUAGGCUACCAAAAAAUGAAUGAAUAUGAGAUAGAUCAGACAGUAAACAGGCUAAGCCAGCUUCCAGAACGUAAAAGCAGGCCCUAUUCACGAGUGGGUAAGACGAUGGACAAGGAUGAAAUUAACGAAAUGCUUGAACGAUUAACCAAGGUGAAAAAGGAGAAAAUCCCUGAUCAUGAUAGACGAUUUAUGACGUCCCCGUACAGAGAGAUGGGUGUGGUUAAUUCGUAUGCUUGGAAAGGAUACAAUUGAUAAGCCUGUAGACCAGUUACGUCUUAGCAAAAAAGUUACCGUGUGCCUUCCAUAUGUCAUUUCAAUACAUUUUAUUUUAGCAAACUGUGCUAUCUGAUGUGAGAACUCUUGAAAAUAAAUCAUCUUUACAUAAUUUAAAGGAAGCCAGAUUAUUGACAUUGAAAUGAAACGUAAUGAAACAAUUAUAAGAUUCGAAAGGAAGCGCUUAAUGAUAGACAAAAUCAAUAUUGGGCAGGUGUUUGACACCAUUUUAUCUUGUAUUUUACAACAAACUUUGUACGUGAAAUAAUGAUACUCAGACAUUAACCCUACGUUUUUAAAGAGUAAAUACUUUUUCUAAAUCUAAACGCAAUUGCACAAGAAGACGUAUCAACAUUCAACGCGUAACAGUUUGUCUGCGGUUUCUGUUAAGACUUAAGUAGAUAUGAUGGUAAAUUGUGCCAUGUAAUCAAUUAUUCUUGAACCACGUAUACGUCAAAAUGUGCUGAUACAAAAUAGAUAUGUUUGACAUGUUUUUGUGAAGUUUCCAGAAUGUCCUACCCUAAAUGAGGACAAAACGUUAAUAUGUUAUACCGAGAUACGAUUCGCCUGCCUUAAACAGACGAAUUUCUAAAAGAUGUUUUAAAAGGUAGCGAAAACUUAAAAAAUCAAAUCAAAUUUUAUCUCAUUCUAAGACUUUUUAAGAAAGCAGACACAGGGCAAUAUCUCGAUCAAACAACUGAAAUACAGGACUUUAAUCCACUUUUUUAGGAAAACAAAGCUUUUUGACAUUAUGCUAAGUUCGUUUCAUUUCCUUUCAAAUCAUUUUUGUUUGUAUAUUGCCUUUUAGGUAAACUUAUGUUUUAUUUUGCAACAGUUUACUUUUAGUAUCAUAUACAGUCUUUUGUUUGUUGUCAAGACAAAUGUUACAUGUAUUUUGUAUCAUUUUAUAAAAUGACAAAGAUUGUU
Mercenaria mercenaria is the source of this 1681-nucleotide messenger RNA. RefSeq lists its product as uncharacterized. NCBI's taxonomy places the organism in Eukaryota, Metazoa, Mollusca, Bivalvia, Venerida, Veneridae. The transcript is spliced from 3 exons. The record is from RefSeq and is a predicted model, not a curated record. The coding region runs from base 404 to 733 and encodes 109 amino acids.